Molecule: messenger RNA, 579 nt
Organism: Penicillium pulvis
Lineage: Eukaryota; Fungi; Ascomycota; Eurotiomycetes; Eurotiales; Aspergillaceae
Product: DNL-type zinc finger protein
Exons: 1
Coding region: 1-579 (192 amino acids)
Biological process (GO): protein import into mitochondrial matrix; protein stabilization; protein folding
Cellular component (GO): mitochondrion
Molecular function (GO): zinc ion binding; protein-folding chaperone binding
Source: RefSeq, a predicted model, not a curated record
AUGCGCCCAUUCCUCCCACAGAGUCUCCGCGCAUUGCGCGCAUUUUCAACCCAAACCACUUCCUCAAGCCGUUAUAUCUCGACACAGCUUACACGGCCCCAACCUCUCUCCCGAGCUUCGAUCCUUGGUCACACACGCUUCAUUAUUCCAUCGGCCGUCCGCCACAACUCCACAGCCAACCCUCUUACCGCCGACGCCAGCCAACCAGAGACUGACGCCGAGCGCGAGCGCAGAAACGAAGAGCGUCGCAGCAAGGAAGAAGCCUAUCAAAUCACCUUCACCUGCAAGCCAUGUGGUGAUCGGUCCACACACCGCAUGUCGAAACAAGGCUACCACCGUGGCACUGUGUUGAUUCAGUGCCCGUCUUGUAAGAACCGGCAUGUGAUGAGUGAUCAUUUGGGGAUCUUUUAUGACGAGAAAACGACAUUGGAAAGCAUCUUGCAGGACAAGGGAGAGUCCAUCAAACAUGGGAAGAUGGACGGCAAUUUGGAAUUCUGGGAUGAUGGAACUACCCUGAAGUCCGAAGGCAGUAAGAACGGGGAUAAGAAGGGCAGCGGUGGCGAGGCUAAAUCUGAUUAG